Pestalotiopsis fici W106-1 is the source of this 1734-nucleotide messenger RNA. RefSeq lists its product as uncharacterized. The transcript has 2 exons. NCBI's taxonomy places the organism in Eukaryota, Fungi, Ascomycota, Sordariomycetes, Amphisphaeriales, Sporocadaceae. The record is from RefSeq and is a predicted model, not a curated record. Bases 1 to 1734 code for a protein of 577 amino acids.
AUGCAGGUGAAGCUAUCCACUGCCCUCGCCAUCCCCUUCCUCCUGGCAGGGACGGGCGCAGCAGCGAAAUGCCUCAGCAACGAUACGACGACACCGGCAGGAACUCUGCCCUCAUCAUCUACUAGCCAGGCCUCCAACAGCAGUUCUGCAGUAGUGGUCGACCUGACCUAUGCACUGCACGCGCCACAAAUCACGUCGUCGCCCGACGACCGGGUCUACUACAACUUUUCCAACAUUCGCUACGCCGCGCCGCCAGUGACGCCCAGUCUGCGGUUCCGAGCGCCCGCGGACCCAGUCUAUAACCGCUCCGCCGGCGUGCAAGACGGCACGUACGGUAAAAUCUGCCCGCAGGCCUACACGCCCUGGCAGAACGCGGCGUUGGUGACGGCGGCGCCGGGCGAGCACGAGAGCGAGGAUUGUCUCUUUCUAGACGUUGUGGUGCCGCAGAGUCUAUGGGACAGUCGGCGAAAUACGUCCAAGCCCGUCAUUGUCUGGAUUCAUGGCGGGGGGUACCAGAUUGGAGCCAAGUACGGCACGCCAGACUCGAAUCCGCUCGGGCUGCUGGAUCGUAGUUUUGUCGACGGAGGCGAUGGUGUCAUUUGGGUUGGGCUUAAUUACAGACUUGGUGCUUUUGGCUGGCUUCAAGGCAGCUCCUUUACGUCACAGGGAGGUUUGGCAAAUGCUGGUCUCUACGAUCAGCGCAAAGCACUCGACUGGGUACAAAAGUACAUUCAUCUCUUUGGCGGCGACCCGAACCGCGUGACGGUCAUGGGCGAAUCGGCAGGAGCUGGCGCUAUCAUGCAUCACAUCACAGCCUACGGCGGCGACGAGGGCGAGGGCGAGGCGCCGCUCCCGUUCCAGCAAGCCAUUGUGCAGUCCCCGGGCUACGUGCCGCGGCCGUACGCGUCGCAGGCCGAGUCGUCGUACGCCGUGCUCCUGGACCGCGCCAACGCCACGUCGCUGGCCGAGCUCGCGGCGCUCGACACCUUGGCCCUGCAGACGGCCAACAAGCUGGCCCAGACGGCCGACUUUUACGGCGCCUUUCAGUUUGGCGUCGCGCCCGACGGCGGCUACGUCCCCGACCUGCCCGAGAAGCUCCUGGCCCGCGGCGCAUAUCACCGGGACAUCAAGGUCAUGGUGGCGCACAAUACGUACGAGGGCCAGCGCUACACGGACCCGGCGGCGACCAACUCGUCGGCCUUUGACGAGUACAUGGCGCUGUAUUUCCCCGACGCCUCGGCCGAGUUCUUGGCCGAGCUCUCCUCGGACGUCUACCCGGCUGUCUACAACGACAGCAGCAGCAGCGAUAGCAAUAGCAGCACUCAGGCUGACUGGACGACGCCGUUUGAGCGUCUGCGGACCGCCGUGUCCGAGUUUACCUUUACCUGCCACGCCUACUUUCUAGGCGACGCGCUGGGCCCCGCGGCCGGGCGCGACAGCUACAGCUACCUGUUCAGCGUGCCGCCGGGGACGCACACCCUGGACGUGUACUACUCGUACUUUGUCAACAGCAGCAGCUCCGUGACCAACGAGACCGUGGCCUUGUACAUGCAAGAGUACUUUGCCAGCUUUGUCGAGACGGGGGAUCCGAAUCGUGGCUCGCUGCUGCCGAUUUUCCCCGCGUAUGGAGCCAACUUUACCGACUUGAACCUGAACCAGACUUUUGUCAAUGUAAUACAGGAUCCCGCUGCCAAUGCGCGAUGUGAUUGGUGGCGGGCCACGUCUUACUCGUAA